Molecule: messenger RNA, 5019 nt
Organism: Lates calcarifer (barramundi perch)
Lineage: Eukaryota; Metazoa; Chordata; Actinopteri; Centropomidae
Product: transmembrane protein 132C
Exons: 9
Coding region: 1068-4325 (1085 amino acids)
Source: RefSeq, a predicted model, not a curated record
CACUUAGAGGGAGAUGCCUUUGGGUUUAAUGCGAAUUCAUUUGAGUAAAAGUGUUUGAUAAAAAUGUUUCAUGUUCCCUGAUGCGUUCCCGGAGCGCCUCACGCCCCCCGAUGUACGCCACUGCCAGUUAUUGUCACUGCUAUAGGUUUUCUUCUUCUCCGCUCCUCUCGACGCGCAUUGGACGGGCUGACAAUGCGUAAGCUCCACUGAAACUGUAGCCUAUAGCCUGUCUGCACAUGCAUAGACAGAUGAAGGCUUGAAAUCGGACUUUGGCAGAAUAUUUAAACCACCUGGUGCCAAAGUCUAAUUAGAAGUGGCAGCUGAACAUUUGGCUCGGAGAGUAGAGCUCUGUGCGCUCCGCUGUGGCUGCAGGGUGCUGCUGGAGUUGCGCUCGGUCAGGACUUCACAGAAUCCCGAGGGUGCCUGGGUGUGGAUGUAUGCUGACCUGUAUGCUGUUGCGACUUUAAGUUCUCCACUUUUAUAUAUAUCUCAACGCACAUGAUGUCGGGCGGGAACUGCUUUUAUUCGUCACAAAUUGUUGGACUAUACGCACACAGCAGCCAACUUCAGGAAACCGGUGAUGUGGAGGAUACAGAGCAGACAAACUGAGCAACUGAGGGAAAAGGAUUGAAUACAUUUUCAGUUGGGGGGGUUUUGUGGGGAUAAAAUUGAUUUGGAACUCUGAGAGAAUUGUUAUGAAAAUGUAUCGCAGCAGACGUUUCGUUGUGGUUUUACCAGCCAUCUAAGCGUCUUCUCCUCCAAACAUGCUUCAGAGAGUGAUGCAAAGCUGCGCGCAAGUUCCUUCUCUUCAAUAUUUGAUUUUUUCUGACAAAAACAAGUUGAUAAGACAGGACUGAAGAGGCUCUCGAAAAAACUUGUUCACACGCGCUAUGAUUUUUUAGCAUUUGCAUAUGACUGGAUGAGGCAUGACAUUUUACCAGAAAAGAUGCUUUUUCAUUUUUUACCACCGAUGCCGCAAGUAGGAUUUUUUCCUUUUAUUUAAGCCACUUCGGCUUCCAUACAGUUUUUUGGGGGGGAUUCUUGUUUUCCUAACGGCUUUAAGAAACAUGUUGCAUAUCCUCGCGCUUCAGUCGGCGCUGUUACUUUUGGGAGUAGCCGACUGCCGAGUCUUAGAGGGACUGCAGAGAUAUUCCUCCAUCCCCACAUACCUGCCUGUCAACUACCAGCUGCUCAGCGCUGACUUGGCAUUCUUCCUGAAGGAAGCCAAUCAGGAUUUCAUGAGGAACUCUAGCCUGAUGUCACGGACUGAGCCCUUCUUCAUCUACCAGGCUAGAAGUUUGCCCUCGGUCAAUGCUAGCUAUGGACCUCUCUCUGUGGAGCAGCCUGUCCCUUUAGAGCUCCUGCAGAGCCCGGGGACUUUUCCCGCCUCCUCUGUUUUCACCUUCAACUGGAAGGUGCAGACCUUUAUCAUGAAUACCAGAAUUCACCUGGCCAAGCCCAAAGUCCAGGUUCUGUUCUAUAUUGUGGGCCGGGACUGGGACGACUACAGUGCCAUCGACAAGCUGCCCUGCGUGCACAUGUUUGCUUUCCAUGAGACCCAGGAGGUACGCGGUACUUGCCAGCUGAAAGGGGAGCUGGGCCUGUGUGUGGCUGAGCUGGAGCCACUGGCCAGCUGGUUCAGCCCACCCAGCGUAGUGCCAGGACGCCAGAGAAACCUUGAAGUGUCUGAGGGCACCCCAGUGGAGCUGUACUACAUGUUGCAGUCUACGGAAGCGGGAGAGUGCCACUCGGAGGAGGCCAGGAAGGACAGCUUCAUACGUUCGAGCCAGGAGGGGCUGUUUGGUUCCUUCACCUCCACACCGCUCAAGAGGAUCGGCGGUGUGAGGCUCUACCAGAACCCCACUCCUCCUCCCCUUGUUGAACAUAGGCUGGAUAAUAACUUUAUGGUCAUGGUUCCAGCUACACCCAUGAGACAGAGGGAAACCGUCUCUGCUUUUAUCACGGUGUCAGCCUACUCUCCCGUGGAGAUGUUUACUCUCAGAGUUAAGCUGAAAGAAGGAGUGACGUUUCUAGGGGCUCGUCCAAGCAACCCGACUCAAUGGAUAGUCAGCCAGGAUGUGAGGAGUGAAGGCCACCGGGUGGUGACUCUGCACUGCCGCAGGAAGGAGUCCAGCUAUGAUCAGCAAAGGUCUGAGAUGGGAGUUCAGAGGGUGCUCCAGGUGGAUCUGAAAAUGGAAAGCUUCCCAGAGCCGCUGGGCAGCCGCUGGAUGGCCUGGCAGGUGGAGUACCCGGCCACUCGUGCUACAACACAAGAGGUUGAGACCGAGAUCCGCCUGGCGCAGGAGGACCUAGCAGGCAUUGUGCCCCUGGCCAUGGACUCUGAGAUUUUGAACACAGCAGUGCUGACUGGGAAGACAGUUGCUGUCCCAGUGAAGGUGGUGACCAUUGGAAUAGACACCUCUGUUACUGAUGUCUCCGACGCAGUCAAGUGUCGCUCUACAGAUGAAGAUGUAGUCAAGGUGUCAGACAGGUGUGACUACGUUUUCGUGAAUGGCAAGGAGAUGAAGGGCAAGGUGAAGAUGAUGGUGAACUUCACCUACGGAUACCUGAGCGCUCAGCUGGAGCUCACCGUGUGGAUCCCUCGACUCCCCCUCCAGAUUGAGGUGUCAGACACGGAGCUCAGCCAGAUCAAAGGAUGGAGGGUACCCAUCAUGGCCCCCAGUCAGAGAUCCACACGGGACAGCGAGGACGAGGACGAUGAGGACAGACGAGGACGAAGCUGCACUCUGCAGUACCAGCACGCCAUGGUUAGAGUCCUGACCCAUUUUGUAGCCGAGUCAGCUGAUCCUCGAGGCCAGACGAGCUUCAUGUUGGGCACUGAUUGGCAGGUGGACAUCACAGAGCUGGUGUGGGACUUCCUGAAGGUAGAAGACCCACAGAUUGCACAGUUACUGGACAGGAGGAUACUGAUGGGACUCGACAUGGGGAUGACCACUAUCCAGGUGUUGUCCCCUUUGUCAGACUCGAUCCUGGCAGAGAAGACCGUCACGGUGGUGGAUGACAAAGUCACCAUCACGGAGCUGGGGGUCCAGCUGGUGACAGGGCUCUCCAUGAGCCUGCAGCUCAGUCCAGGAAGCAACAGAGCCAUCCUGGCUACCACGACCACACAGGAGGUUCUGCAGAGCCCCAAGCAGGAGGCCUUGAUCAGCGCCUGGCUACAGUUCAGCGAUGGCUCUGUGGCUCCUCUAGACCUGUACAAUCCGGACUUUUUUGUCUUGACAGCCACCUCCCUGGAUGAGGAAGUAGUGACAGUGCAGCAGGACCCCUCGUGGAAAUGGCCUGUCAUUGUGACGGAGGCAGAGGGCCAAGGCCUGCUGGUCAGGGUGGAAAUGACUGUUUGCGAGCUCUGCCAGAAGUUCAAGCGCCGCAGCAUCCUGGCAGCGGGGAAUUGUAACAUCAGGGUGAAGUUUGGUCAUAGUGACACCUCAAGGGGAGGAAGCAGUGACUAUGGCCCAGAUGGAGACGAUAUGGAGAACAGAGGCCGGCUCUCACCCUCCCAAGACAGGACUGGACUUAACACCCACUACUAUGGCAGCUCCAUCUCUGACAUGGAGGAUGGGGUGUUGAGGAGAGCCACCACCACUAGAAGCGCAAUAAUGCGCAGACCCAAUGGGGAUAAACUUUCAGAUGAUGGUAGCCAAAACAUGCCAAUUGACUUUGCUGACUUCCCUGCACAAGUGGACCUGCCCCGUGGCCGCAACAUGGACGAUGACCUCAUUCAGACAGCUCGCGGGCUCACAGACCUGGAGAUCGGCAUGUACGCCCUGCUGGGGGUCUUCUGCCUCGCAAUCCUGGUCUUUCUCAUCAACUGCAUCUCCUAUACCCUGAAAUACCGCCACAAGGAGCUCUCCAUUGAGGGGCAGGAAAACAUGAACCAUGCCCAUGACUGGGUGUGGUUGGGGAACGAGGCAGAGCUGCUGGAGAGCCAAAUCAGCCUGUCGCCACAGCAGGAGGAACAAACCUCCAUGAUGGACUCAAGCAGCGGCCUCGAGGAGGGCAGCCACUUGCUGAACGGAGGCUCAGCCCAGAAGAAUGUGCAGGGCCAAGUGCACCGGACGGCAGACACAGGCUGCAUAGCCAAGGACAGCAAAGGAGACUCGCCCACCACCAAGAGGAAGCGUGUCAAGUUCACCACAUUCACCACCAUCCCCUUGGACAAUAGCUACCCCACUGUUAACACACUGACUGGAAGCCACAGCCAGGACAUUAAGUGGGUGUGCCAAGACGUGGAGCUGGGAGACUCCAAGGAGUUGCGCAAUUACAUGGAAAGGUUAAAUGACAGUGCUUUAAAAGAGGUGGCAUAAUGUACAGUGUGCACUUGUAACAAACUCACCCUUAUGCCUUUCAGAGGAAAGUGGUCUGGACAGAACCUGGACCCCUGAGCAGGUGAAAAAGGAGGAAAUUUACUUCGGAAUCACCCCAAACUGCCAAAGGGUCAUUAAAUUUAAGAGGACUGAUUCCACAAGGGACUGAUGAUGAAUCACUAAUGAAACAUAUGUCAGUGAACGAGGACGUCAGGUGGUUCUUUUUUUCCCAUUUGUUGAUCAGAUGAUUACCUUUUUAGCAUCAUUUUAUUACUACAGGGUUUAGAUAGAAUUCAAGUUAUGAUCCCAGGACCGAUCGGCAGCAACUAUGAUCCGUGAUAUUCAGAUGACAUGUAGAUUUGAAAAAGAACAGUAACAUAACUAGAUAGAUGUCCCGAAUGUGUGUGCACAUUAAAUGGUUUUGGAAGUUUUGUAACACUUUGGAUAUUAAUUUCUUAUGCCAGAUCCUUAUUCUGUGGAAGAGUUUUGGAAAGGCCAAAGCAAGCCAAGAGAAAUUUCUGCAUGUCGUUGGGAAAAAAAAAAAGAAAAAGGCACAACUGUCUGGUUCAUUCUCAUCCUCCUUAACACGGCAGAAGACCUGUUAUGUAUAUACUGAACAGUCUCCAAAGCAUUGUAUUGUUGCUCUGUAUAUUGUAUUUUCAUAACAUUUAAGGAAUACACAACAAUGUCAAGA